AUGAAGUAUCUCAAUGAUGCAGAUAUUCUGUGUGAAAAAGCAGAGAAGUCAUCAACGUCGAUAUUUUUAAGGCAUACAUCAGAUGAUACAUUGAAUGAAACCAUAUCAAAUUAUUACUUUGCUAAUACUUCUAAAGGUCAUCACCACUUUUUAAGAACAUUACCAAAUAUAUUUAAAAAAGCUUUGAAUAUAAACAAGCACAAAACAAAUAUCCUAGAAGAAGAAAGUGAAAUAAAUGAACAAGAUGAACAUAAUAAAGUAGUUGAUCAAAAACAAAGAAGAAACUAUUUAUUACAUGGCAAAGAGAAUUUUGAAAGAACCAAUAAUUCAUAUCCUCAUUCACAAACUACAUCAACGGUACAAGAAAUAUUAGAAAAUGAUGAACUGUCACCAGUAUGUACUUUAAACGAAUCAAAUGAGUUUAUGGAUUCUCAAACAGAUAUUACGUUAAUGAAAGAUAAUAAAAUUAGUAGUAAUACAAAUAAAGAUUACUUGGUUUCAUCAAAUGUUGUACAGAAUAGUGAUAAACAUUUAAGUCAACUUACUAAUAAUGAUCAUAUUAAUGAUACUAAUACUAAAAUAUCCAUAAAGUCUGUUCAUAAUACAAAUAAUAAUGUACAUAAUGUAUAUAAUGAAUUAGCUAUUAAUAGAAAAGAAUCUGAUGAACAAAUAUGGAUACUUCAACCAGGUUAUAUAUGGUGUCAAAAUGAAAAUCAAGCGAAGUUAUCUACUAAGAAAAGAAAAUAUUCUGCAACAAAGUCUCCGCCAAAAGAAAAAUCCCGAAAGAUGAAAAUAAAACAGGUAUUUUCUCGUGAUAAAGCAUCGAACAAAAUCUCAAAGGCAUUAUCAUUAAAACCCAGUCGACAAACUCAUAAUUUUACCUUCUUCUUUUCUUUUCAAAUUCAAAUGGAUUCAAUACAUUAG
Messenger RNA from Schistosoma mattheei, 924 nucleotides. NCBI's taxonomy places the organism in Eukaryota, Metazoa, Platyhelminthes, Trematoda, Strigeidida, Schistosomatidae. The record is from the annotation of a GenBank genome assembly.